Molecule: messenger RNA, 2662 nt
Organism: Castor canadensis (American beaver)
Lineage: Eukaryota; Metazoa; Chordata; Mammalia; Rodentia; Castoridae
Gene: Pms2
Product: PMS1 homolog 2, mismatch repair system component
Biological process (GO): somatic hypermutation of immunoglobulin genes; mismatch repair
Cellular component (GO): MutLalpha complex
Molecular function (GO): ATP hydrolysis activity; mismatched DNA binding; ATP binding
Source: RefSeq, a predicted model, not a curated record
CACGUUCAGCGUCCAUGGAGCCGGCUGGGUGCUCGAGCACAGAGCUUGCGAAGGCCAUCAGACCUAUCGAUGGGAAGUCAGUCCAUCAGAUUUGCUCGGGCCAGGUGGUACUAAGUCUAAGCACUGCUGUGAAGGAGUUGGUAGAAAAUAGUGUGGAUGCUGGUGCCACCAGCAUUGAUCUAAGGCUUAAAGAGUAUGGCGUGGAUUUGAUUGAAGUUUCAGACAAUGGAUGUGGAGUAGAAGAAGAAAACUUUGAAGGCUUAGCUCUGAAGCAUCAUACGUCUAAGAUUCAGGAGUUUGCUGACCUCACUCAGGUUGAGACCUUUGGCUUUCGGGGGGAAGCCCUGAGCUCACUUUGUGCACUGAGUGAUGUAACUAUUUCUACCUGCCACACAUCUGCAAAGGUUGGGACCCGGCUUGUGUUUGAUCACAAUGGGAAAAUUGUCCAGAAAACCCCCUACCCUCGACCCAAAGGAACGACAGUCAGUGUGCAGCAGUUAUUUUACACGCUGCCUGUGCGCCAUAAGGAAUUUCAAAGGAAUAUUAAAAAGGAGUAUGCCAAAAUGGUCCAGGUCUUACAGGCAUACUGUGUCAUUUCAGCAGGCAUCCGUGUAAGUUGCACCAAUCAGCUUGGGCAAGGGAAGCGGCAGCCUGUGGUCUGCACAAGUGGAAGCUCCAGCAUGAAGGAAAACAUCGGCUCUGUGUUCGGGCAGAAGCAGUUGCAAAGCCUCAUUCCUUUUGUUCAGCUGCCCCCUAGUGACUCGGUCUGUGAAGAAUUCGGCCUGAGCUGCUCUGACGCCCUCCAUAAUCUGUUCUACAUCUCAGGCUUCAUCUCCCGCUGCGAGCACGGCGUCGGGAGGAGCUCCACCGACAGGCAGUUUUUCUUCAUCAAUCGUCGGCCUUGCGACCCAGCAAAGGUCUCCAGGCUUGUGAAUGAGGUCUACCACAUGUACAACCGCCAUCAGUAUCCGUUUGUGGUUCUCAACAUUUCUGUCGAUUCUGAAUGUGUUGAUGUCAACGUGACUCCAGACAAAAGGCAAAUCUUACUGCAAGAGGAGAAGCUUUUGUUGGCAGUUUUAAAGACCUCUUUGAUUGGGAUGUUCGAUAGUGAUGUAAACAAGCUUAAUGUCAGUCAGCAACCACUGUUGGAUAUUGCAGGUAACUUAAUAAAGACGCAUGCUACAGAUGUGGAAAAGCCUGUGCCACAAUGGCAGGGCAGCUCCCCUUCCCCACGGACUCCAGGAGAAGAGAAAAGGUCCGUGUCCAUUUCCAGGCUAAGAGAGGCCUUUUCUCUUCGUCAUACCACAGAGACGAAAUCUCAGGGCCCAGAGACUCCUGAACGGAGACGGACUUCUCCAGCACAGAAAAGGGGUGUGCCAUCUUCUAGUUCCUCGGAAACCAUCUCUGCCAGAGGCCUCAGGGGCUCUCAGGAAGAGGGGCAGAGUCCCACGAAGGUCCCUGGUAAUUGUGUGGACAGAGUGGAAGUGGAGAAGGACUCAGGGCACAGUAGCACCUCAGCUGGCUCAGAGGAAGAAUUCAGUACCCCAGAAACGGGUAGUCAUUGCGUUAGUGACCUUGCGGUGAGCUCCCCGGAAGACAGACUCUUUCAGGGAGGCAUGGACUCUGGUGAGAAACCACCUGAAAUGGGCCUUCAUCUUUCAGGAAGGGAGCACCACGUAAGUCAGGAUGAGAGCAGAUGUUCGUGUAGAACUUUGCCUCUGCCAACUGACCUCUCCACCCCCCGCACCAAGCGUUUUAAAAACGAAGAAAUCCCCUCAGAGGCUGCCGUUCUUCCAAAGUUGGCUAAUCCUCAGAACAGCUCAGCAGCUCAGGUCGAUGUGGCUGUAAAAAUUUGUAAGAAAGUUGUGCCCCUUGACUUUUCUAUGACUUCUUUAGCUAAACGAAUAAAGCAGUUAAAUCACCAAAAACAACAGAGUGAAGGCAAACAGAACUACAGGAAAUUUAGGGCAAAGAUUUGUCCUGGAGAAAACCAAGCAGCAGAAGAUGAACUAAGAAAAGAGAUAAGUAAGGCAAUGUUUGCAGACAUGGAGAUCCUUGGCCAGUUUAACUUGGGAUUUAUAAUAACCAAACUGAAGGAGGACCUUUUCCUAGUGGACCAGCAUGCUGCGGAUGAGAAGUACAACUUCGAGGCACUGCAGCAGUACACGGUGCUCCAGCCACAGAGGCUCAUCGCACCUCAGACGCUGAACUUAACUGCUGUCAAUGAAGCCAUCUUGAUUGAAAAUCUAGAAAUAUUCCGGAGGAAUGGCUUUGAUUUUGUCAUUGAUGAAGAUGCUCCAGUCACCGAGAGAGCGAAACUCAUUUCCUUGCCAACUAGUAAAAACUGGACCUUUGGACCACAGGACAUAGAUGAGCUGAUCUUCAUGCUGAGUGAUAGCCCUGGGGUGAUGUGCCGGCCUUCCCGCGUCAGGCAGAUGUUUGCCUCCAGGGCCUGCCGGAAGUCUGUGAUGAUUGGCACGGCUCUUAGCACAAGCGAGAUGAAGAAGCUUAUCACCCACAUGGGUGAGAUGGACCACCCCUGGAACUGCCCCCACGGAAGGCCGACCAUGAGGCACAUUGCCAAUCUGGAUGUCAUUUCUCAGAGCUGACACCCCUCACUCCGUACAAUCAGAGAUUUUAUUGCAGACUUUUCUAUUUUCAA